GAGAGGGAGGAGGCGGUGACUGAGCGGAAACACGUCGAGACUCAGCACCGAGGGGAGCGACAGCUCCUCGGCUUCUGGAGACUCCUCUCCGCUGCUGCUGGAGGGUCAUUGUUCAGACUGGAGGGUUCGACGGGCUGCCUUUUAUUUAUUUGUACACUAUCUGAACGGAGAGGCGGACCCCCAUGGUUAGCUCAGCGACAAUGGAGGAGUUUGUAACCGAAGAGGAAGAGCCGUGGUACGACCAGCAGGAUCUGGAGCAGGAUCUGCACCUGGCAGCCGAGCUGGGGAAGACUCUGCUGGAGAGGAACAAGGAGCUGGAGGAUUCCCUGCAGCAGAUGUACAUCACUAAUGAGGAGCAGGUGCAGGAGAUUGAGUACCUGACCAAGCAGCUGGAGGUUCUUCGGGACAUGAACGAGCAGCACGCUAAAGUGUACGAGCAGCUGGACGGGACGGCCCGAGAACUGGAGCGCACCAACCUCACGCUAGUGACGGACAGCAAAGCCUCUCAGAUAAAGAUCGAGAGGCUGACAGGAACUACCGAGGCUUUGCAGAAUCAGGUGGAGCUUCUGUCAGCGCAGGUGGAGCAGCUCCGCUCCAUGGAGCAGCUCCGGGUCAAGAGGGAGAAAAGGGAGAGGCGCAAGACCAUCCACUCCUUUCCCUGCCUAAGGGAGCUCUGCACAGCGCCCAGCUAUGAGGAUGAGUUUGUGGUGGGCAGGGCUGAGAGCUUCACUCUGGAGGCCAAACGUCCCCCGUUUGAGGAGGAGAACCAGCGCCUGCGGGAGGCGGUGUCGGCCCUGAGAGCAGCCGUCCGGACCGAGAGGGGUCGGAGGGAGGGGGCGGAGAAGGAGUGCAACCUCCUGAUUGCUGAGUUCUCACGUCUACAAACUCGAGUCCAGGAUGCGGAGAGUUGCCAGUCGAGGGUGCGGGAGUUGGAGGUGGAGCUGCAGGAGCUGCAGCAGCUACGUCGUGCUCGGACUUUCCUCCUGAGCAGCGAGGAUGACGGCGUGGCUCUGACCCAGACCGUCCUCAGCAUCGCCCCAGAAACCGACACCUUCCUGGAGGUGGAGGUCGGAGAGACAGGAGGAGGUGUGAGGGAGGAAACCGAAGGUGGAGGAGGUGUCGGUGGUGAGGCGUUACCAGAGUCCAGCCCCGUGAGGAAGAGCUGCAGUGACACGGCGCUCAACGCCAUCGUAGCCCGGGACGCGUCCGGUCGCAGGAGAGGCAGCUACGCCCUCCAUGCCAACAGCGUGAGGAAGAGGGGGAUGUCCAUCCUCAGGGAGGUGGAUGAGCAGUACCACGCCCUGCUGGAGAAAUACGAGGAGCUGCUUGGGAAGUGCAGGAGGCACGAGGAGAGCCUGUGUCAUGCUGGGGUCCAGACAUCGCGACCCGUCUCCAGGGACCCAUCCAUGAAAGACUGUGCCAUGGGCCCCACCCCGGCACCUCCUCCCACACCCACCCAGUCCCCCUCCACGCCUGAAGCCAUCGAGAGCAUCAGCAAACAGGUGGAGGCGGUGGAUAAGCGGCUGGGGCAGAACACUCCGGAGUACAAGGCCCUCUUCAAGGAGAUCUUCUCCCGUAUCCAGAAGACCAAGAUGGACAUCAAAGCCACCAAAGCUGCCAAAGCUAGCAAGUCAGGCAAAUCUGGCAAAUCCAGUAAACCGUAAACACCUCCGGUCGCCUCGGCAACACACCGCUACGUUACUCUUUCAGUGUUAAACGCUUGGAUUAGUGAAGAAGGAGCCGUUCACAGCAGAUCAGGUCCAGUCAGGUCAGGUUAGCAUGCAGUCACCUCUGAAGCUUGUUCCUGAUGCUUUUCCUUCUCCUCUGGUGUAUUCAGCUGCUGCAGUGGGCCUCCAUCAUGAGCUACAAGAUCAAAAAACCUGAAAAACCGCCUCGUUUUGGUGGGAAAUCUAAAACUAAGUGUGCUGUUACUGACACUCAGUCUAAGUCGGAUCCCAUCACUGCUAACAGAUUAGCCGUUUGGUUCAUUUAGCUAGUCAGCAGUAUUAGAAAAAAUAAAUAUUACGAUUACCGUCUGAGUUUUGUGAUCAAAAUGCCAACAUGUUCCCAAAUGUCGUCCAACAGUCCAGUGGCUCAGAUCAGAUUCAGCUGGAUUCAGUCUUCUCUCAGGACCAGAUGGGCCCACAUGAGGGUCAGAUCACCACUCUCACCUGCCUUUAUAAGCUUGUGACCUCUGACCCUUUAAGAUUUUACAUUUGUUUGCAUGUGUGAGAGUUUGAUGGAAAGAGGAACACCACCUUACUCCUCGUCUGGGUUCCUGUGGAGGAUCACGGCGUAGGGAGACAGUAUCUACACAGGUCACCAUGGUCUGUGUGGUUUAUAAACUCGGUUGUAAAAACUGAUCACUGCUUGUGAGCCCUCUGUUAUUUCCUCUUUAGUGUUGACUAAAUAUCGCUGCCAACAAACAGCUAAGCAGGCGUUCGGAGGUGUUUCUGAACUCAGCUGAAAACGGGGAACUACUAUUAGAUGGUUAAAGAUGGGGAUUUGGUCUUAAUCCGUGUGAAAGUGAAACUAGCUUAGAGAUUUUCAAUGUUGCUCUCACAGUAUUCCCUCUGGCUGUCUCCUUGAGGCUGCCGCCUUCUCCUGGCUGAAGGAGAACUUUCCUGCAGCCCAGCAGACCUCUGGUGUCUUAUUCCAGAACAGCUGAUGUAGAACCAGAGAGAGUGGGUCAGUAACAGAAAUGUGGAGAUGAGUUUUGUGAUGCUGAUCUGAAUCCUGUCAACAAAUUCCUUGAUCAGGACCCCGCUCAGAUCAGGACAUCCCCAGUAAUUUAUCUCAACUUUACAGAGCCUGUGUCGUGCUAUUUUACACCUCCCAGAGCGACGGUGGGAUGUCUGCUCCACUCGGAAAUAAGAUGCUUUGAAUCAGUUAAGUCUCACCUCCAACCGGGUGAAUUCCACAUUAGUACGCAGCUGCAGAGCCAGAGACCGCACCGCUGGGGGGGGGGGGGGGG
This is a messenger RNA of Nothobranchius furzeri (turquoise killifish), 2974 nucleotides long. Its product is annotated as cerebellar degeneration-related protein 2-like. NCBI's taxonomy places the organism in Eukaryota, Metazoa, Chordata, Actinopteri, Cyprinodontiformes, Nothobranchiidae. The record is from RefSeq and is a predicted model, not a curated record.